CGACAGCCCCCCCCAUAAGUAUUUCCUCCCAAACACAAGUUGAGUUUUUGAUCUACUGAGAAGCCAUUUUCUAUAGAUAGUUUAACAGUAUAAUUAUCUGUGCAUGAUCAUGAAGCUGCUUGUCUGCACCUCCUUGCUGUUGUGCUCUAUGGUACUCUUGGUGGAGUGUUACCCCGAUGGUGCUCCUGAAGAAUCAUGCAAAACCCUUGCUCCGUCUUCCGAAAAGCAUGACGCACGUCCCCAAACAACAACAAGUCCUUAUUCUCUUAACAUUUCAGGCUUCAAUGACGGAGAAGGCUAUCAUUACGAGCUUGGAAAAACUUACCAAUUGACUCUGCUUGGAGUGGACAAACAUCCUUUCAAAGGGUUCUUUGUGGAGGCUCGAGAGAAGAAAUCUAGUAAUGAAACAAGGCCGACUGGGAAGUUCACCGUGAUGCAGGGAGACUCAGUCAGCAGACUCAGCAGUUGCUCUGUCCGUACCGAUGGGAUCACACAGAAAUCUGCUGUAGAAAAGGUAGCUGUCACUUUUGAGUGGACGGCGCCUACACUGGGAGUGGGAGACAUUAACUUUGAGUUUGCAGUUGUUCAAGUGAAGAAGAUUUACUGGGCACACCAGUUAACUGCUUCGAUCAAGCAAAAGCCAAGUGCCCUCUGAGAUGACCCUGCUGAAAGCAAAGCAAGAAAUUAAGAAAGAGGAGUGAUCACAUUAACGUUAAUUUGUAGUAUCGUAUAUAGGAACUGUUGAUUCUAGUACUGAUUAUAGGUUCUUUCUGUGCAGAUCCCUUGUGCCUAGCUAUAAGGGCCUGAUCCAUGCAGGUGGCUCUAUUAUGUAUAGGAUGUCUCAGUUGCCUUUUGA
Halichondria panicea is the source of this 856-nucleotide messenger RNA. RefSeq names its product defense protein l(2)34Fc-like. The record is from RefSeq and is a predicted model, not a curated record. NCBI's taxonomy places the organism in Eukaryota, Metazoa, Porifera, Demospongiae, Suberitida, Halichondriidae. The transcript is spliced from 5 exons. Gene Ontology annotation, cellular component: membrane. The coding region runs from base 104 to 655 and encodes 183 amino acids.